Amblyraja radiata (thorny skate) is the source of this 764-nucleotide messenger RNA. RefSeq lists its product as uncharacterized. NCBI's taxonomy places the organism in Eukaryota, Metazoa, Chordata, Chondrichthyes, Rajiformes, Rajidae. The record is from RefSeq and is a predicted model, not a curated record. Bases 32 to 763 code for a protein of 243 amino acids. The transcript has 2 exons.
UGGCGUGACUGGCAUCAAGAGGAACCCGAGGAUGAAGAGGGGGAAGGAGAGCAGGCCCAGGUCAGAUCGGAGCGCGGCAUUCACCCCCCUGUGGCAGGAGGCAGCGCCCAGACGCCCGACUGCCAGACGCCAGACAACGAGAACGGUCUCCAGCACCCUGUCUCCCAAGGCCACUGGCUUUCACCUGUUCCCAGCGGGCAAGUACACUCCCGAAUCGGAGGACAGCUCCGACUCAUCGUCCCAGAGCAGUUCCUCCUCAGCAAGCUCGGAAACAAUGUUCGGCAGCUACCUGGACAUCUUGAAAAUCCUGUGUCGUUGCCAGCAGCGAUCCAAAGGUAAAUGGUCAUUCGGUUACGCCGGCCAAGAGUUCAGGCCAAAGGUCCUCACCCACUCUCCAGGGUCCCUCUACAGCCCUCUGGGCACUGCCAACAUUCUGGGAGAAAGCCCAGAGGUUUCAGACGAGGAGAUGCCCCCAUCAUCCCCGGCCGGGCCAGGAGGUUCCUUGUUGACGCUGAAGUUGGGCCAGAACGUCGGGGAGGACGCGGCGUGCCUCGGCCUGGAAGGGGAGGAGCAGGGUGAGGACCACCCUCUGGCAAACCUCUUCACCAAAGGAAGAGCAGGACCCCAGAUGGCCAGGCCCAACAAGGAGGAGCUUGGCUCCUUCUCCCUGGUGUACAGGAAGCACGUCAAGAGCCAAGGCAAGGAGGAGCAGACGAGAAGAAAUUCCAUCCAAGUCCGCCCUUACGGAAUAGUCACCCCGUAAA